AACUACCCCUCACUGUCAGCACUCAGUGAGUCUACAGACUCAUCCAGCAUCAAUAUCCGUCCUCUGAGCUACUUUGAGGAUGUGACAGCAGCUGUGUCAGAGGUCAGAGAUAAACUACAGGACAUUCUGAGAGAGGAACGGACAAACAUCUCACUGACAGUCACUGAAGUGGAUGUUUUAGUGUCAGAUCCACCAGCAGAGCCAAAGACCAGAGCUGAAUUCUUAAAAUAUUUGCGUGACAUCACACUGGAUCCAAACACAGCAAACACACAGCUGUUAGUAUCAGAGAGGAACAAAAAAGUUACAUUUGUGAAAUAUCAGCAGUCUUACCCUGAUCAUCCAAACAGAUUCAGAUAUUGUUGUCAAGUUCUGGGUAGAGAACGUCUGACUGGACGUUGUUACUGGGAGGUGGAGAGGAAAGGGCGAGUUUAUGUAGCAGUCGCGUACAAGAACAUUAGCAGAGCAGGGUGUGGAAAAGUGUGUGGAUUUGGUCGUAAUGACAAAUCUUGGGCAUUAGAUUGUUCCAAAAACAGUUACACAUUUUGGCACAACAACAUUGAAACUCCAGUUUCAGGUCAUGGGUCCUCCAGAGUAGGAGUGUACCUGGAUCACAAAGCAGGUAUUUUGUCUUUCUAUAAAGUCUCUGAAACUAUGACUCUCCUCCACAGAGUUCAGACCACAUUCACUAAGCCGCUUUUUGCUGGACUUUGGUUUUACAAUAAUUAUGGAGAUAUUGCUGAGUUCAUCAAACUGAAAUAGACUGAACUCGUUCAUAUUGUUGUGGGUUU
Messenger RNA from Neolamprologus brichardi, 788 nucleotides. Its product is annotated as tripartite motif-containing protein 16-like. Lineage: Eukaryota; Metazoa; Chordata; Actinopteri; Cichliformes; Cichlidae. Gene Ontology annotation, molecular function: protein binding; zinc ion binding. The record is from RefSeq and is a predicted model, not a curated record.